UAGCGGGCCUGGAGCUCAGCACUGUCCCCUUCUAAAAGCGGAACCUGCUCUCAUGUUUCCAAAGCGUUCAGACGGGGGUAGGAAUUCAUGAUGCUCUCCCUGCCCUUCCAGCGGCCGGGGGCAGCUCCAGGUAACACAGGUAAUACUCUUGGUGCUGCGCUCUUCAUGUCGGCAGCUUCUCCUCCGCUGCCUCCUCCCAGACAGCAGACAGAAGGUCUAUAAGGGCGACAGUGAUUCGUGUCCAUUCCCGCUCACUGUUCGGAGCUGCUUUCUCCUGCUCACUCCUCAGGUGGCACCUCCUUUGGUCCCCAGGUGCCCGCUGAGGGGUGCCCGCUGUACCCCGACACCUCAUCUCCCUGAAACGGCGGGGUGAGGGGAGCGGGAGGCCGGUCAUGAAGGGAAGGGGCCUGUCACGAAGCGGGAGGCCAGUCACGAAGGGACGGUCCGGUCACGAAGGGAAGGUCCAGCCCGUCCCCGCGCCCCUUCCCGCCCGCCGCCUCAGGCGCUGCCCGCCGCGGACGCUGCGAUUGGGCGGCGGGCGCGUCCCGGCGGGCCCCUCUCCGCGAUAUAAGGGGCGGCGGGGCCGGUGCCCGCCUCACUGCCCGCCCCCGGCGCGGAGCGGAGCGGCGGGGCCGCCUACUUCUCCUCCGCCUCCUCCACCCGCUUCUCCUCAGCGGCGGCGGAGCGCGGCUCCCCCGCUCCCCGCCGAGGCGAUGGCCGAGCUGAAGUCGCUGGGCGGCGAGGCGUACCUGGCGCUGGCCCCGGGCUACGGCCCCUCGGCUUUCGCCUACGGGGCGAUGCGCGGCGGCGGCGAGGGCCCGCGGGGGACUUACCCGGGGGGCGGCGGGGCGGACUUCCACCCCGGGGCGCUGGGCAAGUCGGCGGAGAGCAGCGGCGAGCAGAGCGGCGAGGAGGAGGACGGCUUCGAGGCCGGGGUGAAGGGCGGCGCGGCCUUCGAGCGGGAGGGCAAGCUGAAGGGGGCGGCCGUGGGGAAGAAGCCCAAGGAGCAGCGCUCGCUGCGCCUCAGCAUCAACGCGCGGGAGCGGCGGAGGAUGCACGACCUGAACGACGCCCUGGACGGGCUGCGGUCCGUCAUCCCUUACGCCCACAGCCCCUCGGUGCGGAAACUCUCCAAAAUCGCCACCCUGCUCCUGGCCAAGAACUACAUCCUCAUGCAGGCCCAGGCGCUGGAGGAGAUGCGGCGGCUGGUGGCCUACCUGAACCAGGGCCAGGCGCUGAGCGCCCCGCUGCCCGCCACCCUCAACCCCUUCGGACAGUCGGCCGUCUACCCCUUCGGCGGCACGGCCUUGCCCGGCUGCCCCGAGAAAUGCACUGCCUUCACAGGAGCCGCCUCUGCCCUCUGCAAACACUGUAACGACAAGCCCUGACUUCGGGCUGCUUUGGGCUUUUUUGGGUUUAUUUUAUUUUUUCUUUUCUUUUAUGUGCACUUUUCUUUCCACUACCAUCAGCCCUGGCUUCCUACCAUCAGUUAAGUCUGGGUUUUCUUUUUUUGUUUGCUUCUCUUAAAUCCACCCCCCCUCCCUGCACCCCAUUUGGAAAUAUUUGGCAGUUGACGUGGACCCCAGAAACACCCACUUUCGGCUUUGUUUAGUUACGCCCGCCACAUGCAGCUUCAUCUGUAGAGUUAUUUCCUUCCCAGCCUGUUAGUGGACUGUGAGCAUAAUGUUACUUUUCCACUUGCUCUGAUCUACAAAGUUUCUGAGCAGUUUUUAAACUAAACUAUAGAAAAACAGGGAGGGAGAGAGAUCUGGAAAUGGGAACCUCAGUGAGUUUUCUUUGGUGUGAUCAACCUGUGUUAAAAAUUGCUUAAAGGGGGGGCGGGGGAAGCAAAAUCCGGCUGCAAAA
This is a messenger RNA of Chroicocephalus ridibundus (black-headed gull), 1866 nucleotides long. RefSeq names its product basic helix-loop-helix family member e23 (gene BHLHE23). Gene Ontology annotation, molecular function: protein dimerization activity; E-box binding; DNA-binding transcription factor activity, RNA polymerase II-specific. Bases 393 to 1388 code for a protein of 331 amino acids. Gene Ontology annotation, cellular component: nucleus. Gene Ontology annotation, biological process: sensory organ development; positive regulation of transcription by RNA polymerase II; axon development. The record is from RefSeq and is a predicted model, not a curated record. The transcript has a single exon. NCBI's taxonomy places the organism in Eukaryota, Metazoa, Chordata, Aves, Charadriiformes, Laridae.